GUCGCAACGAUUCGGACUUAGGUGGUAAAUAUGGCUCGUUUGGCAGAUGUCAGCUGGAAGGUUUUGGAGUUCAGGGCCAGAUCAAAACGUUCAGUUUAGAGGAAAGGGAUUUAUGCUAUUCCGAAUUUAAUGAAAAUGGCAAACUGUGAAGAUGAAAGGCCCUACUCAGCACGUAAUCUGUCAAACUUUGGCUCAGUGUAUGAACCUUUGAAAAGCAUUAAUCUACCAAGGGCAAAUGGCGAAAGCCUCUGGGAUAAACUAGACAGAUACUACAGUGCAGUUAAAUCAACUGUGCUCAACUACCAAAGUGCUACCACUGGCCUUUUCCCCAUCAAAACUUAUUCUGACUGUAAAGAAGCAAAAGUCAGAGACAGUUUGUAUUGUGCUGCCAGUUCCUGGGCCUUGGCACUUGCUUACAGGCGCAUUGAUGACGAUAAAGGAAGGACACAUGAACUGGAACACUGCGCUAUUAAAUGUAUGAGAGGAAUUCUCUACUGUUACAUGCGCCAAGCUGAUAAGGUAGAACAGUUUAAGCAAGAUCCAAGUCCUUUAAAAUGUCUGCAUUCUGCCUUCAAUGUUCACACAGGAGAUGAAUUGCUAAACUAUGAUGCAUAUGGCCAUCUCCAGAUUGAUGCCUUAUCACUUUUCUUGCUUUAUCUGGUAGAAAUGAUUUCAUCUGGAUUGCAGAUUAUUUACAAUACAGAUGAGGUUUCUUAUAUACAAAAUCUUGUAUUCUGUUUGGAAAGAUCGUAUCGUGUUCCAGAUUUUGGAAUGUGGGAAAGAGGAAGCAAAUAUAACAAUGGAAGUACAGAGCUUCAUUCUAGCUCUGUAGGUUUGGCCAAAGCAGCCCUAGAAGCAAUAAAUGGGUUCAAUCUCUUUGGAAACCAGGGCUGCUCCUGGUCAGUUAUUUUUGUAGAUCUCGAUGCCCACAACAGAAACAGACAGACACUUUGUUCAUUGCUUCCAAGAGAAUCACGAUCACAUAAUACAGAUUCUUCUCUUUUAUCAUGUAUUGGAUAUCCUGCUUUUGCUGUAGAUGAUGAUGCACUGUACAAUCAGACUUUAGACAAAAUUGUUCGGAAGCUGAAGGGAAAAUAUGGAUUCAAACGAUUCCUUCGAGAUGGCUACAGAACUGCUCGGGAAGAUAAAAACAGGCGGUAUUACAAACCUGCUGAAAUUAAGCUAUUUGAUGGAAUCGAGUGUGAAUUUCCAUUGUUUUUUAUCUUCAUGAUUAUAGAUGGAGUUUUCCGUGGACAUUCAGAGCAAGUGAAGGAGUAUGAAGGAUUACUGGAUGCUGUUAUUUUUCGUUCAAGUGAAGGACAUGCUAUUAUACCAAAGUAUUAUUACGUCCCAGCUGACUUUGUAGAGGCAGAGCAGAAGAGUCAUGGGAGCCAAAAGCGCUUUCCAAGCAACACUGGCCGUGAUGGAAGGCUUUUCCUAUGGGGCCAAGCUCUCUAUAUCAUUGCAAAACUGUUGGUUGAAGGCCUUGUAAGUCCAAAAGACAUUGAUCCAGUUAGGCGCUACAUACCUCCAGAAGAUCAGCGAAAUGUGAGCAUGAGGUACUCCAAUCAGGGUCCCCUUGAAAAUGACGUUGUUAUUCAUGUGGCUCUUAUUGCAGAAAGUCAACGCUUACAGGUUUUUUUGAAUACUUAUGGUAUACAGACCCAGACACCUCAACAAGUUGAACCCAUACAAAUAUGGCCUCAGCAAGAGCUUGUUAAGGCAUAUCGUCAUCUUGCAAUAAAUCAAAAGCUUGGAUUGUCUGGACGACCAGAAAGACCUGUUGGCUGCAUUGGAACAUCUAAGAUUUAUAGAAUUCUUGGAAAGACAGUAGUCUGCUACCCAAUUGUCUUUGAUUUAAGUGACUUCUACAUGUCCCAAGAUGUCAUGUUGCUGAUUGAUGAUAUCAAGAAUGCAUUGCAGUUUAUCAAACAGUAUUGGAGAAUGCAUGGACGCCCUCUUUUUCUCGUUCUGAUUCGGGAAGAUAACAUAAGGGGCAGUCGGUUUAAUCCAAUUUUAGACAUGCUUGCUUCCUUCAAAAAGGGAAAUAUUGGAGGAGUCAAGGUUCAUGUUGACCGAUUACAGACCUUAAUAUCUGGAGCAAUUGUCGAACAACUGGAUUUUCUUCGCAUUAAUGAAACAGAGGAACUUCCAGAAUUUAAAAGUUUUGAAGAGCUGGAAAUGCCCAAGCACUCCAAAGUCAAACGACAAACAAGCACACCCAAUGCUUCUGACCUUGAGCAGCAGCCGGAAAUUAAUAUCAAUGACUGGAAACAAGCAUCCACACAUGAGAUACUUCAGAAGCUUAAUGAUUGUAACUGUCUUGCAAGUCAAGCACUUCUUGCUAGCAUACUGUUGAAAAGAGAAGGUCCUCAUUUCUUAACUAAAGAAGGCACUGUUUUGGAUCUCCUUGAGAGAAUUUAUAGAAGAGCAGGAACAAGAAAACUUUGGUCUGUCGUACGAGUAGCAGCCAGUCUGUUAGGUAAAGUAGUGGACAGCCUUGCACCUUCUAUUACUAAUGUUUUAGUACAGGGCAAGCAGGUUACCCUUGGUGCUUUUGGUCAUAAGGAGGAGGUAAUUUCUAAUCCUUUGUCUCCCGGAGUCAUUAAGGACAUAGUUUACAGCACGUGCUGCCCAUAUGAUGAGCGAGAAGCUGUCCUUCAACAAGAGCUUGUAAUUCAUAUUGGCUGGAUAAUCUCCAACACUCCAGAACUCUUUAGCGGCAUGCUAAAGAUUCGUAUUGGAUGGAUCAUCCAUGCAAUGAAACAUGAACUAAAAAUUAGAGCAGGAGAAAUGCCAGCCAAAGACCUGUACCAGCUGUCACCCAGUGAAGUAAAGCAGCUUCUCCUAGAUGUUCUACAGCCACAGCAGGCAGGAAGGUCCUGGUUAAAUAAACGCCAAAUAGAUGGAUCUCUCAACCGAACUCCCUUAGGUUUUUAUGACAGAAUUUGGCAAAUUUUAGAGAGGACUCCAGAUGGCAUCAUGGUAGCUGGCACUCAUCUCCCACAGCAACCUACUCUGUCAGACAUGACAAUGUAUGAGAUGAACUUUUCUCUGCUGGUUGAAGACAUGCUAAAGAACAUUGUCCAGCCAGAAUACAGACAGAUUAUUGUUGAGUUACUGAUGGUUGUAUCCAUUGUCCUGGAAAGAAACCCUGAACUGGAGUUUCAAAAUAAGGUGGACCUGGAUAAACUAGUUAAGGAGGCAUUUAAUGACUUUCAGAAGGACAGAAGCAGACUAGAUGGGAUAGAAAAAGGGGAUGAUAUGACUUCAUUAUACAAUACAGCUCCGCUGGGGAAAAGAGGAACUUCAAGCUAUUUGACAAAGGCAGUGAUGAAUGCUUUGCUUGAGGGCGAGAUCAAACCAAGUAAUGACGACCCAUGUACUGUCAGCUAAAUAAAACGUGCAUCUGAAGAUCUUUCAAUUGCAGGAAAACUCUGCAGGUGAAAUGUGUGAGAUGUAAUAUUGUAGAACUCUGAAGUGUUAAAGUAGCUUGAUCUUGGCUGUUUUGUCAGUAUGGAAAUUAUGUUAUUUAAAAAUGCUAAAAUGUUUUGUUUAAAACAGCUAGGGGUACUUGAUAGAAAACACUUGAAGAGCAAUUGAAUAAAUUAUAACUGUUUAGAACUGGAUAAUCUCAUUAACAUCUAUAUACUGAUUACUUCCUCAUGCCAAUCACAGAGUUAUAAUGAAAUAUGAAAACACAAAUAUAUAACCAGAUAAAAAUGAAAAUGUUUUAUUUUUUAUUUUCUCAUAUUUAUAGUCCAGAAUAAAAAAUCAUAUAUAAAGGCAGUUGUUUACAAUUUUUGCCCAUUAUUUGAAUAGCAAUUUUAACUCUAACAUUCUGUGGUUGAAAAGAAGUAGUCUUAUUCAUCAGUUUAUGCUUAUCAUGUUAUUGUUUCAGAACCAUGAACCAUAGUAUCACACUUUUUAAUCAUUUGAUGGUAUUGAACUUCUCCAAAUGUAGUUUCCAUGUGUUAAUUGUGCUUACACACAUGCUUUAUAUAUAUAUAUUUUUUUUUUUUUUUAUAAAAGCCUGUUUUUCAGUCACAAUUCCAUGCCACAGACUUUACUAUAAUUAUGAUAAAGGUAUAUUUUAAGCUUCUUGUGAAGUUCUUUGUGUUUAGUUGAUUAAAGGGUUUCCAGAGUCUAAUAUGCAAGCUUGAAGAUUUAUGAUAGUUUUUAAUGUUCCUGGAAAUAUAGAACAACCCUGAAAAAUAAGUAGUAGGCUUGAAGGUCUAUCAUAGUUAAUUGGCAUUAGCAUUACUUUUUGACAGAUUUGACCAGAUUUAGAACAUCUGAUGAAAAAGAGCACAUGAAUGAAAUCUUGACAGCUUAAAUAUCUCUAUAUACAGUCUGUUCUUCCGUAACAUCUGUUACCAGUGAAUGAUAAAACACGUCAGCAUUUCACUUGAAAAGCCUUUAUCCCAACAAAAGCAACUUACUGAAAUCAGAGACAUUUUCUGGAAAUUUACUUGUGUAUGAAUCAUUUGAAAAAUGUAAAAUAAAGUGGAUAAAUAAGGUUUUUGAAAACUACAUCAAAAUCAGAGUAUUUUGAGCAUUUACCUCUUUUUCAGAAUUAACCAUGUAAGUGUCAUGAUGAGUAUGAUCUUGUUCAUGUUCUUGUGAUUAAAAUUCAUCAGUGCUGACAGAAUUCUACAAGUUGAAAACAGUAACCUUAAAAUGAUUGUAGAUUUUCUAAAUGUAAAAGACAAUUGUAUGGAAUUAUUUAUUACAACUUUAUUGUCAGAUAUAGCCUCAUUGAUAAAGAAAGAAUGUAGGUUUACUGUAUCAGGUUUUUCCUUCUCUAGCAAGAUCAUUUUUAAAUCAUGUAUAUUGUUCUGUUAGGGUAGGAUCUUGUAUAAUGCCAUUGGUUUGGAAUAAAAAGAAUGUAUACUGGUUUGUGCAUAAAUAAACAUAUUCAGAACUUA
Erpetoichthys calabaricus (reedfish) is the source of this 4928-nucleotide messenger RNA. It is a transcript of the gene phkb, whose product is annotated as phosphorylase kinase, beta. Gene Ontology annotation, molecular function: calmodulin binding. Gene Ontology annotation, cellular component: phosphorylase kinase complex. Bases 130 to 3396 code for a protein of 1088 amino acids. Gene Ontology annotation, biological process: glycogen metabolic process. NCBI's taxonomy places the organism in Eukaryota, Metazoa, Chordata, Cladistia, Polypteriformes, Polypteridae. The record is from RefSeq and is a predicted model, not a curated record. The transcript has 32 exons.